Harpia harpyja (harpy eagle) is the source of this 4427-nucleotide messenger RNA. It is a transcript of the gene IL12RB2, whose product is annotated as interleukin 12 receptor subunit beta 2. The record is from RefSeq and is a predicted model, not a curated record. Lineage: Eukaryota; Metazoa; Chordata; Aves; Accipitriformes; Accipitridae. The transcript has 15 exons. Gene Ontology annotation, biological process: cytokine-mediated signaling pathway. Bases 983 to 3517 code for a protein of 844 amino acids. Gene Ontology annotation, cellular component: signaling receptor complex; membrane; external side of plasma membrane. Gene Ontology annotation, molecular function: cytokine binding; cytokine receptor activity.
ACACCGAGCUUAGUUCAGGCUGACCUUGAAUAAUUUGUGUAAAACGUUUCUAUUCAUAACUUCCAGUAAUGGAGUGUGGGUUUAAUCUAGGAAUUCUAGACAUGGCAUAGGUUUGCAUUUGAACAGAAUUUUUGAGCAGUCCUGUGGAGCUUAAAACAUUUGAAAAGCUGUUUCGUUCCUUUGUGUCGUUAACAGGCUGCUUACUGCGUGUGUCUGCAGCUCUGUCCGUCAGGGUAGUGUUAAAUAGUCACAAAUAAGCUGUGUGGGCUGGCUUUCCUUUUGGAAAGCAGUCAAAAGAAAUUGUAAGAUUGCUAGUUCCCAAGGUUUUAUCCAAAAUUUUCUGUGUAAUACUCAGGUUGGGAAUUUUGAGACUGCGUUAGUCAUCUGGGAUGAGAUCGGUUCAUUUGGAUUUGGGGUCAUUCGUACAAAGUCUGAGCCCAGAGGGGCUGAUGAGCACACGAGGGUCCCUGUGGGGCACAUAAACGGGGCCGCUCCAUCCAAAAGAGGGUGCGGGAUUUCGGGAGAGUGUGGGCUGUGCCGGAGUGAGGCAUGCAAACCGUAUCUCGGGGAGAAAUAGCGUGAGGGGUACUGAUGGUUUGUUCUUGUCCUUCAGAGAAAGAGUUUUGGUUCUGGGCUUGCAGGGGGUCUUUGGGAGGGAAGGGAGCAAAUAUUUCUUUUUUCUAAAGCACAGAGUUGUCUGGUUUUAAAGCACAGAGUUUUAAAGUACCCAUAACUCUGCCAUUCCCCUAGCUCUUGCGCCUGUCUCUAGGGAGAACCAGCUGAAAAUCAGCUGCUGCUUCGGAUAGGGUCUCCAGAGUCACAGCUUAGUAAUGUCAGCAGGGAACGUUCAUUAGAAAGGUCCCAUGAAAGAAGCAUUUUGGAUUCUCUGACGUUGUGAAAUAGCAACAUACAAAUACCUGUAAAUUAUUUUCCCACUUUUCAGGAACUGGUAAAACGUAUUCAUUUCUUUAUAGGGAGCAAAAUGCUAUUUGCAUGGAUUGCGCCCGCAGCAAUUUGGUUGUUGGUGCACUUCACAGCAGAAGCGUGCAGGAAAGGGAACGUGCCUGCUAGGAAACUUCCCCGUGGCGCCGCAGAAAUAUGCGACAAAGGGAAUAUGACUGCUAACACUGCUGCUUAUGUCCAGCCUGGAACCAGUAUCACCCUCUCAUGCCAGCUGAAACCCCUGCGAUACACCGAGCAGUGCAGGAUAGCUAUUUUCCUUAACAGCUCUGAACUAAUUAGCAAUUACAGCAGUUCAGUAAGCACCGAGUUUCCAGUCCAUACAUAUGGCAAACACAUGUUUACGUGCAAAAUAGUUUGUGAAUACAAGAAAAAACUCAUUUGUGGAAUCGAUAUAGAAUCUGGAAAUCCUCCAGAUGAGCCAAGAAAUGUGUCGUGUAUCCAGUAUGGGGCAGACGGCCAUCCCACCUGCGCCUGGAAUAAAGGAAGGCUCACGUACAUCAACACUACCUAUGUAAUACAGCUAUCAAAUGGGACGGAUGUCUUAUGUGUUUCAGAAGAAAGUCUGAAUAAGGAGUUUGGCUCGCUGGCUCUGAGCAAGUUGAAUUUUGACUCUACUUACACCGUUGUGGUUGCCGCCUCCAAUGAGCUAGGAAGUGCUUUUUCACAGCCGCUCACGUUCAUGUUAAUAGACAUAGUGAAACCACAUCCUCCCAACUUUUUAGUGGAAUUUGAAAAUUCUUCUGCGGCCAAUUGCACCUUUUUUUGGCACGAUGAAGCACAAGCGCGGCACUGCAGGCUGAGAUACCGUCCACUUACCAGGCACGCCUGGAGCACGGUUGAAUGCUUAAACAGUGAAAAAUACAGUCUUUAUGGUCUGGAGCCUCAUACAACCUACGAGUUUCAGGUCAGCUGUAAAAUUCACCCCGAGCGAGGACUGUGGAGUAACUGGAGCACGUACCGAAACCGGACUCCAGAAGCAGUGCCGACCGGGCUCCUGGACGUCUGGUACCGACAGCAGGACGUGGACUCUCAACAGCAGAACAUCUCUCUUUUUUGGAAGGCUUUGAGCAAGUCGGAGGCGAGGGGAAGAAUCCUGCGGUACGCAGUGACCUUCGAAGCCCUGGACCGGCGGAACGCGCCGGCAGGAGAAGCACACCUUACCACCCAAACCAGUUACGCCAGGGUCACGCCGAGGGUGGGCUACAAGAUAACGGUCACCGCCGAGAACUCGAGGGGCAGGUCCCCCCCCGCAUCCGUCGUGACCAAGCCGGGCACCCAGGAUCUACCUCCUCCUCAGAAGGUUUCUGCCGUAGCCAUGGGAAACGGCAGCAUCCUCGUCCGCUGGAAACCGCCCGUCAGAUGGGCUGCGUCCAUCAGCGGAUACGUAGUGGAGUGGGCAGACGCGCAGAGGAACGCGCGCCUGGAGCCCCGUCCAGCCUGGGCGAAGCUUCCAGCAUCCAACCUGUCCGCAGUGAUAGCAGAGCACAUAAAAGAUAACACGUGCUAUCAGAUCAGCGUAUUUGCACUCUAUCGGGACAGAGCCGGACAAGCGGCAUCAGUCAGGGGAUACUCAAGAGCAAAAGCACCAUCCGCUGGGCCCCAGAUGUACGCAACACCCCAGGCAAACGGCAUCUCGGUUUCGUGGGAAGAAAUCCCUGCCCACCAGCAAAGGGGCUGCAUCACGGGGUACCAUCUGUACCUGCAGAAAAAGGACGGGCGGGCAGCCCCGGACGUCUACGCCGUUUCCAACGUGACUGCCCAACGCUGGCUGUACGUCACCGACCUGCAGCCCGGUGAGCACUACGCCCUGUGGAUGACAGCGUCGACGGCUGCCGGAGAGGGGCCCAGGGGCAACAGCGAGCUCCUCUGCUUGGAAAGUGCUGGGGACUGGAUGACUGUUGUGCUUACCUGCAGCUUCUUCAUCCUCUCAGCCUGCAUUUGUUCCGUGCCUCCGGCAAGAAAAGCAUUACAGUCGCUCCUCUCUGCGCUUAUGCCGCAGUGGCAGAGCAAAGCCAUUCCAGACCCAGCUAACGCGACGUGGGCCAAGAACUACAUGUCUAUGAAGGCCGAGCUGAGCUUACCCUCCAGCGGGUUCCUGCACAGCACGGGCAGCUUUGAAGAGCCCGAAACAACAGAAGUAGAGGAAACCUUCGUGAAAACGGACCCGCUGGCCCUCCGGGACAAGCUCGUCUUCGGCAGCGUCGGAAACGGCGACUGGCCGCUGGAGAGGGGCUCGGGGCACGAGGAGCCGGAGUACAAGCCUCUCCCCGGCACGGCAGACGGGGAGGUUUACGAGCAGCAUCUUCCCGACCUCUACAAGAGGAUAGCGGUGGAGGUGACGGAGCAGACGCAGACCGUUUCCGAGUACAUCGCCAACACCGACACGGCCACCGCGUACCUACCCCCGGUUACAGGCGCUACUGAAGACCCCCCCGAACUCGAGUGCGAUCCGCUCUCCGUCUUCCCAACGACUUUUUUGACACCCGUACUUUCCUACGAGGGGACUCUUACUUUGGACACGGUGAAAAUAAACUGCACCUCUUUCACAAGGUAGGCGGUCAGGGUGAUGGAAGCCUGGCCUGGUUUUUUUUGCACUUUAUGAAAAGUAUUUCAGUGUCUUUCGGUACAGCCAGUCCGGUAACUUGCACGUGACACCUUUAAGUGAUAAAAACCCCAAAUCACCAACCUUUCUGGCACCGCACGUCACACCUCGCUGUACAACACAGCAGCUCCUCAUCCGCACAACACGCUCAGGUAGAAUUAAAGACAAGAUCAGGAAUGCCAGGGCUGCGCGACCCAGCUUUUGGAGAGGUUAAUUAAUUACUCAGGUUGCCUUCACGCAGCCUGGGUUGCCUCAGGCCCCUGUCCCACUGCCUGAUCACGAGCGACUCAGCCUGGCUUGGUCCACCCCAGGAAUCAGAGCUGCACAAACCAUCAUUUCAACCGUCGCAAGCCCAGGAAGAGCGAGGAGUUACGCCGAGGUCAGACCUCAGCAUCCCAUCCCAGCAGGACCACGGCUGCAGCCCUCGCUCCUCCGCCUGCGCCCAGCAGGUUAGCAAUACAGCACGGGGACAUCCACGGCCACCGGUGCUAAACUUAAUGCCCGCAGGGGUUAUUCCUCACUGCAGCCCCAGCGCUGGGACGAAGUCGCAUCGUCCCCAGCGACACCGGUGCUCCAGCCCGCGUGGGGACCAAGGGACAGGGCUGCAGCAGGGCCUGCCUGCCUUCGUGGCUCAGUUCAGGAAAGGAGAAAUCCUCGCCAGAAAGAAAAGCAACAGGCAGCGCAUGUGGGCAGUAAGUCAAAUGGACUGGUGAGAAGAAUUUAAAUCAUUUAUUGAAGUAUUCUAAUUACAGGCUUGAAGUAUGUUACACAUUUAAUGACUUUGUUUACUGUAUGUGUGUGUAUAUAUAUAAAUAAAUAAAAGUGUUGGAAACCUGAAAUUUGUUUCCUGUUGUUUCCUCUG